This is a messenger RNA of Anastrepha ludens (Mexican fruit fly), 1660 nucleotides long. RefSeq names its product facilitated trehalose transporter Tret1-like. Gene Ontology annotation, molecular function: sugar transmembrane transporter activity. Bases 62 to 1411 code for a protein of 449 amino acids. Gene Ontology annotation, biological process: transmembrane transport; carbohydrate transport. The transcript has a single exon. The record is from RefSeq and is a predicted model, not a curated record. Gene Ontology annotation, cellular component: membrane. Lineage: Eukaryota; Metazoa; Arthropoda; Insecta; Diptera; Tephritidae.
UGAAUUAUAAUUUAAAUAUUAAAUAUAUUAUAUAUUUUGGAACUACUUAGGAGAACCAAGAAUGUCACUUUUUCGACAAUAUUUUGCAGGUAUGGCGGCGGCCGGCGGUGCGCUUGCGUGUGGCUCAACAAUUGGUUGGUCGUCGCCGGUGCAAUCCGAAUUGACUGGUGAAAAUGAUUUUGGCAUAACAUUCUCGACAAAUGAAUACGCUUGGAUUGGUUCAUUAAUGACAUUGGGCGCUGCAACUGUCUGUAUACCUGUCGGCAUACUCAUAACACUAUUGGGCCCGAAAUGGACAAUGAUGUUGAUGGUCAUACCGUUCGAGAUCGGUUGGGCGCUAAUGAUAUUUGCACAAAAUAAAAUUAUGAUGUUUAUUGCUCGUUUCCUGACGGGCAUGGCCGGUGGUGCCUUUUGUGUUUGUGCGCCAAUGUAUUGCACUGAGAUUUCACAAAAGGAAGUGCGUGGCAUUAUUGGUAGCUUCUUUCAGUUGCUCAUCACCACCGGUGUGUUGGUCGGAUUCACAGUUGGUGCCUUCACCAAGGCUUUCAUGUUCAGCAUAAUAUGUGCCACGCUACCGAUUUUAUUCGGUAUAAUAUUCGUUUUUUGUCCAGAUUCGCCGUUUUUUUACGUAAGAAAAGACAAACUAGAAGCAGCGCAAAAAUCAAUGGAAUGGUUACGAGGGAAAGACUACGAUUUUAGUGGCGAACUAAAUGAAAUGAAAGCAAUAAACGCUAAACUUAAGGAGAAUCCCGUAAAUGUGGGCCAAGCCUUGUGCCGCAAAAUGACACUCAAAGCAUUAGGUCUCUCCAUAUCACUGAUGGUGCUACAACAAUUUUCCGGCAUUAACGCAGUCAUCUUUUAUUCGUCAAGUAUUUUCGGAUCUACCGCAAGCAAUCUCGAACCCAGAUUUAGUACAGUUAUCAUUGGUGUAAUGUUGGUGAUGGCAACAAUUGUUUCUUUGUUUGUCAUCGAUAGAUUGGGUCGCGUACCACUUUUAUUGCUGUCGUCCGUUUUUCAGGUGAUCUCUAUUGCUUGCUUAUCGCUCUAUUUCUUUAUGAAGGAGAAUGAUGAAGGUUCUGUGGAAAAUUUGGGCUGGUUGCCUUUACUCAGCAUUUGCAUAUAUAUUUUAAUGUUCUCGGUUGGCUUUGGUCCGGUACCAUGGGUGUUCAUGGCUGAAAUUUUUUCGGAUGAUAUCAAAGGUAUUGCUGGCUCCAUCUCAGGCACAACUAAUUGGUCGUGUGCUUUCAUUGUGACACAAGUCUUUCCAAUAUUAAAUAAUUCUAUUGGUGGCGGCGCUUGUUUCGCGAUUUUCGCUAUCAUAUCGGCCGUUGGUGGAGUCUACAUAUAUUUCUUCAUACCGGAAACGAAGGGAAAAACUUUUACUGAGAUCCAAGCAGAGUUGGAGGGCUAAAGGUAAAGAAAAAUUAAACUAAACGAGGCAGCUGAGCGAUGGUUAUAAAUAUUUUUGCACAUCGGAUGCCAUGAGAAUAAGUUUUGCCGAGAUCAUCCCAGCCGAAUUGGAGAAUCAAGAAAUGAAGAGAAGAAAAACCAACUGGAUUCAUCAACGCACAUGCUUUGUAAGUCGACAUUCUAUUUGCGAAACAUAUUUGUACACCUACUUUGGAAAUAAUAAAUUUUGUUUAGUUACUUUAUAUUUAAA